AUGGCUCCCCGAAUACAGAACCAGGUCGUUUCCAACACCCUCCUCCCCUACCUUUCCUCCUCUUCCACCUCCACAUGUCUUCCCAGACUCUCUACAUCCUCCUCACAAGCCCUCGCAUAUAGCCCCCGGUCCUCAUGCCGGUCCUUUUCAUCAUCAGUAGCCCCUCAAACCAGACAGCGCAGAGAGAUGUUCCAGUGGCUCAGCGGUCCCGGAGCUCGAUUCAAGAAUCAUGUCCCUGGAGAGACGAACUAUCUUACAGCGCGCAAGACUCCUGAUGGGAAGCUGCUACGAACAAGCAGGCCGUUCAUCGAUAAUCAACAAUACCGGAGCGAACCUAUUCUGAGCGUGGACUUGCAGAAUGAGAUUUACGACCGCGUGGUGAAGCACAAGAAGAGUGUGCGGGCUGUCAGUGUUGAACUUGACGUCGACAUGAGGAGAGUGGCUGCUGUUGUUCGCCUGAUGGAGCUGCAGAAGAAGAUGACAGAUGAGGGUAAAUCUCUAGCUCUACCCUAUGGCCGGGCCAUCCACGAAAUGCUUGAAAAGACGGAGUAUGAACACGGGGUGGGCGCCUCGCGUUCUCAUGAGAACAUCAACGACCUUCCCUCCCACCGUCUCACUCACCCUCAAAUCUUCUACCCCGUCUCCGAGUCCCGCCAAUUCAACCGCGUUGAUGCCGGUCGUGUCUUCUCUGGUGCCCCCGCCCUAGAACACGAAGAGGUGGCCCGUAACGCCGUCGAUCCCUACGCGGCCGUAACUCGUGUUACGCACAAGCCUAGCGCCAUUGAAAUGGUCGGCAAAGGUGACGAGGAGCACCAGGUCCUCCAGCCCGCGGACACGCGUAUCCCGCACCCGCACUUGGUCGCCAAAGAGCGCGACUCACUCAACCACCCGGAGGAAACCUACGCGAACCGCAAGGUCUACAACGAGCGUCUGCGCGCCGAAGAAAAGGCCCAGGAAGAUCGCAGGCUCAAGGCCGAGGAGCGCCGCGCGAAGCGCAUGCUCCGCGUCCAGCCCGAGGACUCGCGCUUCGAGUUCCGCAUCCAGGACGUCGUCGUCAGCAGAGAAACCACCGGUAAGAACGGUCGCGGUGCCGCCGCCCCCGGUCGCCGCUACGGUGUUCCCGCCAACGACCGCAAGAAGGGCGAGGUCAAGAUCCCCACCCGCGUGGUCGUCUAA
This is a messenger RNA of Aspergillus heteromorphus CBS 117.55, 1176 nucleotides long. Its product is annotated as mitochondrial 37S ribosomal protein mS45. Gene Ontology annotation, molecular function: structural constituent of ribosome. The transcript has 2 exons. The record is from RefSeq and is a predicted model, not a curated record. Lineage: Eukaryota; Fungi; Ascomycota; Eurotiomycetes; Eurotiales; Aspergillaceae. Gene Ontology annotation, cellular component: mitochondrial small ribosomal subunit. The coding region runs from base 1 to 1176 and encodes 391 amino acids. Gene Ontology annotation, biological process: mitochondrial translation.